Messenger RNA from Pelodiscus sinensis (Chinese soft-shelled turtle), 3450 nucleotides. Lineage: Eukaryota; Metazoa; Chordata; Testudines; Trionychidae. The record is from RefSeq and is a predicted model, not a curated record.
AUGAGUCUCCCCCCUUCCCUUGCAGGGGCGCUGGUAUUCGCAGAUCAGGGGCCGCCCAUCGCCUUAAGGGCCCGCUACAUCCUCAUUCAGAAUGGCACCAUCUCGCUGUUCGGCCAGGCCACUGAGGGGCCGGAGGUGGAGAGCUACGGGAAGAAAUUCCUCGGGGUGGGCCGAGGGGGGACCCUGGAGUUACACGGCCGGAAGCCUCGCUCCUGGACUCUGCUGGACGCCACCUUGCACCCGGGCGGGCUUCCCUACGGUCCCUACCGCUCCGAGAAGCCUUGCAGCAGCCGAGGCCUCAACCUGCGCAUCAUUGAUGCAGACACAGCCCAGGUGGUGGCCGCCGCUCGCUUUGACACGCACCUGCUGGCCGAGGAGAGCAGGAGGCUGCGGGCGUUUCUGGCUGCGCAAGCCCCGGGCAGGGUGGUGGCAGCCGCAGUAGGAGACUCAGCAGCGAAGAGUUUGACUCUGGAGACCCGACUUCUCCUCAAGGAGCUUCUACGGAGCAGGUACAUCCUGCAUCUGGGCUACAGGCAGCCCUGGGCUCUGGUUGGGAUACUUGGUGGUGGUCAGUUUUCAACCACAGAAGAUAGAAAGCAGUAUCAAGUGAACGGAACAACUGGGCUAGCAAUAGCCAGAAGAGAUUUUCAGACCUAUGAAGGAAUCACUUUUAGAGUUACUGCUUUCAGUGGAUGGAUAAAAGGCAGCCCACUUUAUCUUCAUAUUGGGGAAGUAAUAGAUGGCAUAGACAUGAGGGCAGAAGUUGGUCUCCUGACUAGAAAUAUACUUAUUCAAGGAGAGAUGGAGGACUCUUGUUAUGGACAAAAUCAAUGCCACUUUUUCUCCUAUGACACAUUUGGAGGACAGAUUAAAAUCCAAAAGGAUUUUACCUCCGUUCACAUGUCAGGAGUGGAAUUAAAAAACAUGGGGCAGCAAAUAUUGGGCAGCUAUCCAGUUCACUUCCACUUGGCUGGAGAUGUGGAUGAGAAAGGAGGAUACGAAUCCCCUACUUACCUUGAUAAUCUGGCCAUACACCACUGUUUCUCUAGGUGUAUCGCUAUACAUGGCACACAUGGCCUUCUGGUGAAAGAUACUAUUGGCUAUGAUACUUUGGGACACUGUUUUUUUCUAGAAGAUGGGCUGGAGCAACGCAAUACGUUUUAUCACAAUUUGGGUCUCCUUACCAAGCCUGGAACAAUCUUGCCUUCUGAUCGCAAUGAAGCCAUGUGCCUCGCAAUGCGUAGCAAUGUCUAUGGGAAUUAUGUACCCAUACCAAGCACUGACUGCAUGGCUGUCAGCACAUUCUGGAUUGCUAACCCAAACAACAAUAUGAUAGAGAAUGCAGCAGCUGGUGCUCAGGAUGUUGGGAUAUGGUAUAUCUUUCACCGGGUUCCAACUGGACAGUCUGAGGGACAAUACCCAGAGGGACAGGCGGAGUUCACUCCAUUGGGGAUAUUUUACAACAACAGAGUUCAUUCUAAUUUCAAGGCUGGUUUGUUUAUUGGAAAAGGAGUAAAGACAACAAAAGCCAGUGCUGAAAAUCCUCGAGAGUACCUUACAGUAGAUAAUGCCAGGUUCCGCCCACAUCAGGAUGCUGACCCUGUAAAACCACGAGUUCCUGCCUUAAUUGAUGGCCUCAUCGCUUUUAAAAAUAAUGACCAUGGAGCCUGGGCCAGAGGUGGUGACAUUAUUUUCCGCAACUGUGGGUUUUCAGACAAUGGAAUUGGACUCACUUUAGCCAGUGAUGGAACUUUCCCAACAGAUGAGGGUUCUAGCAUGGAAGUUACACAUUCCAUCUUUAUUGGAGAAAGCAACAACAUUGGCUCCCAGGGAGGACAAAACAGCUACUGGGGAAGAGGGGCAAAUGGAGAAUAUAGAACACUACCCAGAAACAAGACGUUCCCAAUCCGUGGAUUCCAGAUCUAUGAUGGGCCUGUGAGGCUGAUGAAAUGCACUUUCAGAAAGUUUACCCCCACUGCAGACCGAUUCUCAAGUGCCAUUGGUUUUUUUAUGAAGAAUUCCUGGCAGAUGAGCCCGCAGAACAAUGUGUCGCAGAUCAGGAUGGAGAGAAGUGUUGGACUCAAGGUGUUUUUUGGCAGAUCAGGCCAGUGGUUUGGAGACAAUGAUAAUGAUGGUGACAAAGUUUCCGUUUUCCAUGAUCUGGAUGGUUCAGUGACAGGAUAUCCAGACACCUUCGUCGGCAGAGCAGACAACUACCUGCUUCGCCAUCCAGGUUGUCUUACGGUCCCACGAUGGAAUGGAAUGAUCUGUACUGGGAAAUAUGCGCAGCUUUAUAUUCAGGCCAGACGGCCUCAGAAUCUGACUUUGUCAAUUGCCAGAGCGACAUACCCUUCUCAUCCCCUGAGGCUGCAGGGAGUGAAUAGAGGAGUAGCAUACCAACAGUACCAACCUGUGGUGAUGCUCGAAGAGGCCUAUACUGUUCAGUGGGAUGGGAGAGCACCUGAGGAUGUCAUUCUGUACCCAAUCAACUUCAACAGAGGAGACUGGCUGCACAUUGCAUUAUGUUAUCCCAAGGAGGCAGUUUUCACCAUUGUGGCAGACAUCUAUCAGCGACAGACGGGGAGAGUGCACAGUGUAAAACACUAUCUAGCAGCCCCUGCCUGGACCAGCGUGCUCAACAGGACAGGCGAGCGGCUUUUCUACUUCAACAACACAUUGGGGUACCUCUUUGUCAUCCUCCAAGCUCAUGAAGAUCGAAAAGGGCACAGCUAUUGCUCUCAGCAAGGCUGCGAACGCAUUAAAAUCAUGGCACACAUGUCCUCAAAGGAUUCCUGGAGCUGUGCCCUUAACCCUUUCGUGGAGAAUAACCGGAGACAAGCUUCACUGCGCUUGAUGUCUCAGCGACUGACUGUGCCUUGCAGCCAGUGCGGUGCCCCUCAGGUUGCUAUCACUAGUAAACCCUCAGUCAAAUAUAUAAGAAUCCAGAUCCAGUCUGUCAGUAGAGCUGACACAGGGAAUUAUGUGAAGACCGCUUUCAUUAAGAUAAAUGAUGAAGUUUUCCUGUUCAAUAGCCGUGGAAUAUUCUUCCUGGUGCUAGAUGCGUGUUCAGGAGCAGUUGUGAGUAGUCAGCACUUUGACACAGUUAGUGCUGUAAAUGCUGGCAGUGCAAUAACCGAUUAUAUUCAAACAUCUAUAGAAGAGAGAUCAGUUGUUCUUGUGUGCUCUAAAGAUGGUUCAGAAAUUAUGGGAAGCUCUGAAAUGGCUGUUUUUACAAGGUUAGGUUCUGCAAAGCCUAUUGUCUUCCACAAAAAAGGGAGUUUUGCUAUGCUUGGAUAUAAAGGACAGACCAGACCCUCUUGGAUUAAAAUCCUUAACCAAGCUGCUAAUCAGGGAGCUGCUUUUCUACAGCAUUAUGUUCCCUUGAUGCUGAGAGAAUACAAAUGUUCAGCUAACGCAGCAGAGUUUUAGGAUUCUUUCUUUAUCUGAACC